AAGGCGUGCUGGAGCGUAGUGAGGUGAGCCCGCGGUUGCGAGCGCGCUGUGGGCUGCCGCCGGGUAGGCGGGAGUGACUUUGGGCUGCGUGGAGCGGCGGAGACGGCAGAAGCGCGAGGGCCUGUGUCCGGUACGACCAUGGCUGGCGCGCUGGUGCGGAAAGCGGCGGACUACGUCCGCAGCAAAGACUUCCGGGACUACCUCAUGAGUACGCAUUUCUGGGGCCCAGUGGCCAACUGGGGUCUCCCCAUUGCUGCCAUCAAUGACAUGAAGAAGUCUCCAGAGAUCAUCAGUGGACGGAUGACAUUUGCCCUCUGUUGCUAUUCUUUGACAUUCAUGAGAUUUGCCUACAAGGUGCAGCCUCGAAACUGGCUUCUCUUUGCAUGCCAUGCAACAAACGAAGUAGCCCAGCUCAUUCAGGGAGGACGGCUUAUCAGAUAUGAGAUGACUAAAAAGGCAUCAGCCUAGAAAUGGAAGGAACAAGCUCUUAAAAGGGACAGCACCCCAGCUACUGCUGCAGAGUCACAGAUUCCAUUAGCAUGAAUAGAAGGAAAUGUGGAAUGCUAUUUUUAUUAACCAUACCAUUUUUAUAGUUAUAGCUGAGAGUCCCUAAACAAACUCUCUGCUGCCUUACAAGUACUGAAUAUUUUCUCUUCAUAAAGAGUAGCUUAAAAUAUGCAACUAACUUAAUAAUUUCCGAUGAUGGUUUUAUCUGUAUUCAUAUGCACAUUAUCUAUUGGGAUUUGCUUAAUGAAAAACUGAACAGAGCAAAAUUUUAUAACUAAGUACUCAGAAUUCUUGACUUUAAUGAUAUCCAGCAGAUUGACACAUAUCUAAAAUCUGAUCUCCAGUGUUUGAAAAAAUCUGUGUAUCUCCAUGCAGUAUGUAUAUUAAGAUGCUGUAACUUAAAUGGCAAUAAAUGAUUUAAAUAUUUGUUAUAUGA
Sciurus carolinensis (gray squirrel) is the source of this 943-nucleotide messenger RNA. It is a transcript of the gene Mpc1, whose product is annotated as mitochondrial pyruvate carrier 1. Bases 139 to 468 code for a protein of 109 amino acids. The transcript has 5 exons. Gene Ontology annotation, biological process: pyruvate import into mitochondria. Lineage: Eukaryota; Metazoa; Chordata; Mammalia; Rodentia; Sciuridae. Gene Ontology annotation, cellular component: mitochondrial inner membrane. The record is from RefSeq and is a predicted model, not a curated record.